CCAACACUAUAUCGUCGACUGAAACUAUCCAGCAGACCAGUCUUUGUCACGCUGAGAUCGUCAAUUGCUGAUGCAUUUGCAAUGAGCCUAAACUCAAAACCUCGACACAACAUUACGAAAUAGUCAGUUCGAGAACAUGACAUCAGCCAAGGGCCGGCCGCCACCGCGCACUAUCACUCGUCUGCUAGUAGCGAACCGUGGCGAAAUAGCAACACGCAUUGUGUCAGCAGCUCGCGAACUCGGAAUAGAUACUGUGACAUUAUAUAGUCCUUCAGAUGAGAACCACACAUUCAAUUCGACAUAUCGGGUCCAGCUGCCUUCUCCGGCCUCAUACAUGAAUAUUUCAGACCUUAUUCGCAUUGCCAAAGAACAACAAGUCGAUGCUGUGCACCCGGGGUACGGCUUCUUGAGCGAGAGCGCCGAGUUUUCUCGAUGUAUGUGGGAAGAGGCUGGUGUGCAGGUUAUUGGGCCUGGAUGGGAGAUUCUAGAGAGGACUGGCGAUAAGCUGGCCGCCAAGCUGCUGGCGCGGGACGUAGGGGUGCCGGUGCUUGAAGCUACAAAUGGACCUGUGGAUGCAGACGGCGCAAAAGUUUUCAUGGAUAGUAUAGGAGGCGCGCCUAUCAUGCUUAAGGCUGUCGAUGGCGGUGGAGGACGGGGUAUACGAGUCGUCCGCCAGCCACACGACCUCCCUAGGCUUGCCAGACUUGCCAUAGCUGAGUCGCCAUCCAACCAGGUUUUCGUCGAAAGGGCGGCCACCGACGGGUUUAGACACAUCGAAGUACAAAUCAUUGGUGAUGGCACAGGUUCUGUAAGGCAUCUCUGGGAGCGCGAAUGUAGUAUACAGCGCCGCUACCAAAAAAUUGUCGAGAUCGCUCCCAGUACCAUCACCGAUAGGAGGCUCAUCAAUCGUGUGAUUGACUCAGCUUUACGAAUGGCCGAAAGAACGAGGUAUUUCUCACUAGGAACUUUCGAAUUCCUAGCCAACCCAACGACAGGCAAGUUCUUCUUCUUGGAAAUCAAUCCGCGUUUACAAGUCGAGCACACAGUCACGGAGAUCAUUGCAGAUGUGGAUAUAGUGCAAGCACAACUUCGUGUUUCUCAAGGAGAGCGACUUGAAAGCUUGGAGAUUGGCUUGCCAUAUCCAGUUCCGUCGGCGGAUACGCUUCCACCUAAGAAACAUGCCAUUCAGUUGAGGUUGACAGCAGAAAAUAUUGAUGCAGGUUGGUCAUUAAGCAUGGGCAAGAUAUCUGGGUUUCAUUUUCCUUCUGGCAAUGGAGUUCGCGUCGAUACAGCACUAAUUAAUAACCGACAUACGACGGUAACAAGUGACUUCGACUCUUUGAUCGCCAAGAUCAUCGUAACUGCCACGACAUGGGACGCAGUCGUCAGAAAAGCUCGACGUGCUUUAAUGGACACACAGAUACAUGGCGUGAAAACGAACCUUGAUGUGUUGCGUGCCAUAGUUGCAGGCUCAGCCUUCGAGAAUGGAGAAUGCGACAUUGAGUGGCUUGAGGCAGAGAUGCCAAGACUGCUGAAGACCGGACGUCAAAUCAUGUCAUCCACUGGCUUUAUAUCCAGUAAUGAUGCUUCAUCGCCGAUUAGCGAUGGUGCACAACUGAGUGGAUUGUCAUCCUCUGCAGUCCUCUUCCGCAAAGGCGACGGCUGGAAAAUCGAUCUAACGCCCAACUCGACUUCUGUGUAUGAAGAAGAUAAGCCCACUACACAUCACCUCAAACUCGAUCGCGUUUUACGUAACGAGUUUCCAUCGUUCUUUUCAGCCGAGAUAUCUUAUAGAUCUCCUUCAAGUCCAGAAGCCCAAUCAUAUAAGCUCUCCCUGACAAGUACCCAGGCCUCGUCUUCAUCCGUUCUCUCAGGUUUGAAACAUCGGAAGGGCAACCCUUCCGAUCUACGGCAUGUAGUAGUACCUUUCCCGGGACGCCUAGUUGAAAUCCUCGUAGAUGAAGGAGACGAGGUGCGGAAAGGUGACGUUAUUGCAGUGAUCCAACAAAUGAAAAUGGAACUUGAUAUCAGAAGUCCCAGUGAUGGUCGGGUGGCUUGGGUCACGGAGGCCGAGGAUGGAGAAGAUGUCGCUGAAGGGCUACUGGUGGCUGAGUUGGAGGUGUCUGGGCAAGGGGAAAGAUCAAAGUUGUAGUUCAGCUUGUUCUCUUUAGUCUGACCUAUAUACUUUAGGAAACUU
Truncatella angustata is the source of this 2197-nucleotide messenger RNA. RefSeq lists its product as uncharacterized. Lineage: Eukaryota; Fungi; Ascomycota; Sordariomycetes; Amphisphaeriales; Sporocadaceae. Gene Ontology annotation, molecular function: ATP binding; metal ion binding. The transcript has a single exon. The coding region runs from base 137 to 2152 and encodes 671 amino acids. The record is from RefSeq and is a predicted model, not a curated record.